Gigantopelta aegis is the source of this 1033-nucleotide messenger RNA. RefSeq names its product multiple epidermal growth factor-like domains protein 11. The record is from RefSeq and is a predicted model, not a curated record. NCBI's taxonomy places the organism in Eukaryota, Metazoa, Mollusca, Gastropoda, Neomphalida, Peltospiridae. Bases 113 to 871 code for a protein of 252 amino acids. Gene Ontology annotation, molecular function: scavenger receptor activity. The transcript has 5 exons.
UUGACGAUGAAAGCAGCAGACGAAGUGUGUCCCUAGCUAUAAUAGAGGCCAGAAUCUCCAGCUCGUUAUCACAUCUUCCUGGUUCUAACCUUACAAACAUUUUUGUUUAAACAUGACGAAGAGAUGGUCACGUUUGCUUCUCGUUGCAUUAUGGAUGGCUUUAAAAACAGAGGCCGUGUCAGAAUGUCCAGACGGUCAAUAUGGUCAAAACUGUGAAAAAUUGUGCGUCAACCGGAAGUGUCAGGAUAGUUCCGGUUCGUCAUGUGAUCACUUGACUGGAGAGUGUGUCAGCGGCUGUAAACGAGGAUUUUAUUCUGUGGAUUGUGUCGAGCGUUGCGAUACAGAUCAUUAUGGCACGAAUUGUGAAUCGCUGUGUGCAGACAGACAUUGCAAGGGAGAACAACUCUGUCACUAUGCUUUGGGAUACUGCGAUGACGGAUGCCUCCCAGGGUGGACAGGAUUUACAUGCACGGACACUGCCACUAGUACCCAGGAUCACAGAGACGAUAUCAUCAUCGCUCUUGCUGUGGCAGCAGGAGUUCUUCUUUUAUUCCUGGUCAUAGCCAUGUGUACUCUCUGCUGGUACAUUAGACGUCUGCCGAGGAAGUGGAAAUCAAAUGAGCAUCUUGAGAUGAAUAGAACAAUCAGCCAAUUAAAUCAAGCGACAGAUACCGCUUCUCUAGAAUACGACACGGCGGAUGGACAAUACAACAAGGCUCGUUCAGUUGGACAGUCACGUGAUAAAACAUUAGAACAGCCCAAUCGCUUUAGCAGUGGGAGUGGCUAUGCAAAUGUGGUCCUUGAAACAAAUCAGUAUGAAUCACUUGAUUCCUUCAGCUCACCUAAGAAUGAUUACGCUAACAUAACAUGAUUAGACAAAUCGGCCCACUGUCCUGCAGAGACAGCCCAGAUAGCUGAGGUGUGUGCCCAGGACAGCAGUGCUUGAACCUUAAUUGGAUAUAAGCACGAACAUAAGUUGAAAUGAAAUGAAGACAAACCAGUGCAGUGAUUCACCUGACCUCAAAUAGAAAGG